CCGCAAAGCUUUGUCCAUCCCCACAAUCUCCUCCCGCAACCUCAGCAACUCCAAUUGACGCCUGUUGAUGAGGCACUAUGACAGACGUCGCAACAGCCGGUUCUUUGGAUGACAGUGCUCAAUUUGCUUGCCAAGAGUCGACGGAGAACCGGUCGCAGCCGCCGAGAGAAUGGAAAUGCGACACAUGCCACCAGGCGUUUAGGAAAAAAGACCACCUCAGUCGCCAUAUUCGGUCGCACACCAAGGAGAAGCCGUUUGCAUGUAAAGUCUGCUCCAAGUCUUAUGGGAGACAGUGAGUGGCAAUGGGAUAGGUACGGUGCUUGGUAUUUACUGACGCCCUGCAGGGACUCGUUAAUUCGCCAUGCGAGGAAGCAUUCUGCCAGGGCUAAUCGAGACGCAAACACUUUUCCCUUGAGCAACGAAGAAAAUGCAAACCAUGUGUCUAUUGGACCUGGCCCAGACCAUCAUCAAUCGAGUCUGCCUGCAACAUUUGGAUCAGGCUUCUAUGACUCGGCAAAUGGGGCUUUUCAAAAUCGAUUAAAUCACACAGAUCCGAAUGGGACCGCCUUUGGGCCACUCUCCGAUGUGAGUGGUCCGGUGCCCGACAGCGUGGCCAAUGUUAGCUCAGUGAACUUAGGAUCUGGAACGGAUGAAACCUUUUGGAUGCUCUCCAGUGACCUUUAUCAGACACUUCAGGGCUUCUCUAUCCCCCCGAACCUCCCACAUGACUCGGAACUGUCCUUGGGAGCGUCCAAUCCCGGCCAGACCCUCGGGACGAUUGAGCUGGGUCGUACGCCAUCAGAGGCUCCAGUUCGCGCGGAGGUUUGGAAGUCAGUGCGUGCCAGAUGGCAUACCAGACGGGCCUCAGACUCUCCGCCGCAGGCACAGCCGAUUGGAAGCCAAAAUCAAGACCAAGUUGAUGAGAUGUAUCGUGCUGGUCUCUCGCACCGGUUGCAUCCAAGCCCACACAACAGCACCCUUCCAUCCGCUGACUUCCUCAAUCUCUGCAUCAAGCUUUACUUCUCAAAAUUUCAUCCUAUAUUUCCCAUUAUUCAUGUCUCGUCGUUUCGCCCCUCUUCAGAAAACUCACUCCUGCUCUUAUCCAUAUGCUCCAUAGGAGCUUUGUUCAUCGGCCUUGAGAGUGCUAAAGCCUGCGGUCGUGCCAUAUUUCGGGGGUUAAAUAAAGCACUUCUAACAUCAUGGGAAACCUAUCUCUUUCAAGGUAGUCGCGAGACGCUUGCUAUCGCUCAAGCCAUCACUUUAGGACAGACCUUCGGCAUACUGUCCGGGAACCCAAAUGACCUAUUCCUUGUCGAGAGCUUCCAUGGAACUCUUAUUGCAUGGUCACGACAUGCUGGCAUCUUCCGUGUCAAGAGCGCAUUGGACAUAGUGGACACUGAGACCUCAGAUGUAGAGUCUAGCUGGAGAUCUUGGAUUCAGGCUGAAGAGUCCGCCCGCGUGCUGCUAGCACUACACAUCCAGGACGCCAAAAUCUCUGCGAUUUUCCAUCACGAACCACUACUCAGACAUGAACCAGAGAGGCUACCACGAUGCUGCCCAGAGGAACUAUUCGGAGAACCCACAGCGGCCAGGUGGCAUGAGAAGCUCAUGUCCUCCAAACCGGCGACUUCGCGACAUACACAACAUUCAAAUGAUACAGAGCAUGUCUCUGCACCAGUUAGCUCAGUCACCUCGCCACCUUUGAUGAACUCAUACGCUUCCCUAGCAGGAAUAUAUGCCUCCAUCAGCGAAGCACGGGCCUCAUCACUCAGUGACGAGACGGCCUGUAAUCUCCAGCGCUCGCUCAUGCUCUGGGCAGAUCUGUGGUACGCCAGCACCAAAGAACUAGAAGACUCUUGUUGUCUGAUGGUUCUUUGGAACGAGGCCUUCAUGUUCCUCUACGCCGACUUUGACCUCCUGGAGCGCGUCAUUGGCCGCGAAGGAACGUCCAGGCAAGAGGAAGAUAUCGAUGCUGCUCGCAAGUGGACAACGAGCUUUGAUGGUAAGCGAUGCGCGGCUCACGCAGUGCUGGUCCUGAAGCAUCUAGAGUUGAUGCCCGUGGGCUCAGAGCCUGCCAUUCACGCCCCCUUGGCAGCCUUCCACGCAGGCAUCGUUGUAUAUGUGCAUACCCUACUAGUGGGACCUGAGUCGCGGCCAAUCGAAUUCGACAUUCCGGAGCUACCUGUCCGGUUCUCAGCGCUGAGGCGUACCUUGGGUAGUCGCACGAUUUCGCAGGGUUACAAGAUCGAUGCCACGACACUGAGUGCUUUGACAGACCUGCUGCGACGGCAGGGUCACUGGGAGAUUUCUCGCAAGUUUGCGUCCAUCUUGGAGGUCUUGCUUGAGGACAUCACCGACUCAGGUGAGCGCGUAUGCCGAGGCCAGCAAGGCACCUCGAUAUUGUAACAUUAAGAAAUUUAAUACCUCAGCCAUGUGUACCGACUCGGCAUUGAUCAUAUUUAACAGGUUCACAGCAUGCGUCAAGUACUGAAGUACGGCAUAGAAUAUGAGAGCAUAUAUUUU
Molecule: messenger RNA, 2523 nt
Organism: Talaromyces proteolyticus
Lineage: Eukaryota; Fungi; Ascomycota; Eurotiomycetes; Eurotiales; Trichocomaceae
Product: fungal-specific transcription factor domain-containing protein
Exons: 4
Coding region: 109-2406 (765 amino acids)
Biological process (GO): regulation of transcription by RNA polymerase II; DNA-templated transcription
Cellular component (GO): chromatin
Molecular function (GO): DNA-binding transcription factor activity, RNA polymerase II-specific; RNA polymerase II cis-regulatory region sequence-specific DNA binding; zinc ion binding
Source: RefSeq, a predicted model, not a curated record